GAAGUCGGCUCGUUUCUUCUGUAUCUACACCUUUCAUUGUAUAGUAUUUAAUAUUUCACUAGAGCGACCGCACACACACAUUCUCGCUACAGAGAUGCCUACGAAGACUUUCGGCCUCAGUAGACAAGUGGAACAAUCCGAGAAAAAUUCUUCAUCGAAUCGCGUUCCUCUAGAGGCCCUACAAAUGUUGACUCAGAGUGUCUCCAAGUGUAACCAAGAUUAUAUCCAACCACUUCCUUUAAAGGAGGAUGAACAGAAAAAGUCACCUCUUGCUCUGCUCGCCGCUACGUGUAGCAGUAUCGGCAAAGCUGAACCCGCAAAAACAGCGGAACCUCUUCGAGAUAACACAUCUCUUACUGCUAAGAUAAGCUCGGAUGAAACUCGGUCAUCGUUCAAACCAUACAAGCAAAGUCCCGAGAAAGAAGAAGAAACCGAGAAGUCAGGAUUCCGAUCUCCUAGUAAGGAAAACAUGUCGCGUGGCUCUCCAACAGAGUCGAAGGAAGAACGCAGUAAAUUACUGCAGUACUCAGAUACAGAGGGACAUUGUGGAUUUGUUCACUCGCAGCAGAAUAGGGUAUGUGGUGGUAUGGUUGUUGAGCCUAAUCAAGCACAGAAUAUGCAUCCAUUACAUAAAGAAUGCGGUGGGACAAGCUGUACAUCUCAUCCUUCAACUCUCCUGCCUUUCAAAGGCUCAAUGGCAUACCCACCRUCAAUGACAAGCCCAGAGCAAGCAGCUCUAAAAUCCCACGGACUGCCAACGUCUAAUGUUAGUUCGAUAUAUCCACAAUGUGCAUGCGUAUUUUGUGCACCUCACGGGGAAAACGUCGCUGCUCAAGCAUUAUCGCGACAAUUGCAUGUGCCCGCUACACCGUACAUGGACUAUCUCCAGAGAACAAUAUGUAGAGAUGCAAACUGCACAAACUGUAGGGCUCCUGUUAGCCCCUAUGGACUUCCAACUCCUGUACARCAAUGUGGACCGCACUGUAUGCAAUGUGAAAAUAUGACCAARCCAACGGAACAGCCUGCCGGGCCAUACUCAUGCUAUUACCCGACACACGGUCUUGCUAUGUUCAAGAACGCACAAGAGGAGGGCCAUCCUUAUGUUUGUAACUGGGUCUCGGGCGCAAAACAUUGCGGAAAAUCGUUUGCCACUUCAGAGGACUUAUUUCAACAUUUGCGAACUCACACACAACUCGGGMAUAACGCKGUGAGUSCACCAAAUMCACAACCGUCCGGUCCGUGUAAUAUUCAUGGCUGUCCGUGUAAGCUUCAACAAGGCCCAGUUCAAUCAUCUUUGCAUUCCUCCCGUUACCGACCAUAUUACUUCAAACCUUCGUUGAUGCCAAGUCCACCAACAGUACCAAUAAGUUGCUACUCGGCUUCGCCUUAUGSAUCUCUCCAUGGCCUUCCAUAUGAUCCACACAGAUUAUUCAAAUAAUGAACUGAAAAUAUCUUUCAUUUUAGUAAUAAAUUCUUGUAUUAUAGGUUUGAAAUCAUAACUCCMAUUCAUGACAAUGUACAGUAAAAUAUAUGGGAAUAUCUUAAWCUGUUUUGUCUUAUUAUUGUGUUUACUGUGAAGAAAAGUUAAACUUUCAAGAGCACUCUUACGAUUUUGUAGUUUUAAAAACUAAUUCAUAAACGUAAUGGCAGAAUUUAGAUAAGAAAAACCCAUACAAUAACAAAUCAACGCAAUUUAAUGUCAAUUCUUAACCUGUAAAUUCAUCGCAAAGGGAAUUGAACUAAAUAAGAAACGACUUGAAGUUUAUUUUCAAAGAUAUUUACUAGGAUUAUUUGAGUCUAUUUUGUUUGGUAAAUGACUUCCCUACAGCAGGCUGUGGGGCAUAUGUUUAAAAUGGUUUUAGUUUCUAUAUUUCGGUUUCUAAAGGGAUUUUUCAAUGAUAUGUUAAAAUAGGUUCUCGGUCAUAACAAUGAAUAAAACAUUUAUUGCAUAUCACGGAA
Molecule: messenger RNA, 1959 nt
Organism: Exaiptasia diaphana
Lineage: Eukaryota; Metazoa; Cnidaria; Anthozoa; Actiniaria; Aiptasiidae
Product: zinc finger protein 503
Exons: 2
Coding region: 95-1438 (447 amino acids)
Biological process (GO): negative regulation of DNA-templated transcription
Cellular component (GO): nucleus
Source: RefSeq, a predicted model, not a curated record